Messenger RNA from Paramacrobiotus metropolitanus, 1533 nucleotides. Its product is annotated as putative GPI-anchor transamidase. Lineage: Eukaryota; Metazoa; Tardigrada; Eutardigrada; Parachela; Macrobiotidae. The transcript is spliced from 9 exons. Gene Ontology annotation, molecular function: GPI-anchor transamidase activity. Gene Ontology annotation, cellular component: GPI-anchor transamidase complex. Gene Ontology annotation, biological process: protein localization to cell surface; proteolysis; attachment of GPI anchor to protein. The record is from RefSeq and is a predicted model, not a curated record. The coding region runs from base 217 to 1311 and encodes 364 amino acids.
UACCGCUCGCACAAAAUGGUUUUUAAAUUUUAAUUUCCCCUUGCGAUUUUUUAGGCUGUUUCUAACAUAAUUUUUGUGAGAACAUAAGCAGCGAGUAAAGGAUUCUUGAUGUUAAGUGACGGUAGCCAUUCCAAUUCGAGCAAUUUCUUGUAGCUGUGCCUCGCUUCUGGCUCUGGCUCCGCACAGAUCCCAUCGCAUACGCGACUUUCAAAAAGGAUGGAUCGAGAACAUCGACAUCCGUUCUCAACAACACCAAGCAUAAAGUCUGUAUGCAUUACGGUUAUUCUGAUCUGCCUGAUCGUGUCGCUAAUAUUGUCCUGGCUGCCCGUUGUUGGUGCUGCGUCCCGCUCAGACAAUGCCAAAUCACACCACACCAAUAACUGGGCUGUUAUUGUUUGCACAUCGCGUUUCUGGUUUAAUUAUCGACACGUUGCGAAUGCUUUAUCCAUGUAUCGGAGUGUUAAGCGCCUUGGCAUACCUGACAGUCAGAUCAUUUUGAUGUUGGCCGAUGAUAUGCCAUGCAAUGCGCGAAACCCUCGCCCAGGUGCGGUAUUCAAUAACGCUCAUCGCCACAUUAAUGUUUAUGGUGACGAUGUUGAAGUGGAUUACCGUGGUUAUGAGGUGACUGUAGAGAAUUUCAUUCGACUGCUGACAGGAAGACUGCCACCUGGUACACCUCGCAGCAAGCAGUUAUUGACAGAUGAUGGUAGCAACAUCUUCAUUUAUAUGACCGGUCACGGAGGCGAUGGAUUUUUAAAAUUCCAAGACCAUGAAGAGAUUUCUGAUAUUGAGUUGGCGGAUGCAUUUCAGCAGAUGCAUGAGAAAAAACGUUAUAACCAGAUUCUAUUCAUGAUCGAUACCUGUCAAGCGGUCAGCAUGUACAAAAAACAUUACUCGCCCAAUAUUGUUAGCAUUGCCAGCAGCCAAGUGGGUCAAGAUUCUUAUUCUCAUCACCACGAUACUGCAAUCGGAGUAUACGUGAUUGACCGCUACACGUAUUAUGCAUUGGAAUUUCUGGAACGAGUUACACCUUCGAGUAAAAAAACUCUGUCUGACCUGUUCAAGGUGUGUCCACAAGAAACCUGUAUUUCGACACCGGGUCAUCGAUGGGAUUUAUUGGAAAGGAAACCGGAAGAAAUUCUUGUUACAGAAUUUUUAGCAGGAAGCCGGGAAGUCAAACCAUUGCAAUUCAAGUUGGAUCUGUUAAAUAUCACCAUUGAAUCUCUUCCCGAAGAAAGAUGCCUGUCCUGUGAAAUUCCGAAAAGUGCAAAGUUAUCCCUGACAUUUGUGGAUCCUUUCCAGCAGAGUUGAAAAUAUUAUGAGCGAGCAGCUAUCUGACGAUUCUAACGUUAUUGUCUCCGCGAGGGCAAUGUAUAUUUUUGUACCGUAAGUUUGCGUGUGUUGUAAAUUGUAAUGUAAGCCUUAUAGCCAGUGCCGUUUAUUUCGGAAUCCUGUGAUAUUACUUUUUUUGUUCACAUCUUUGUUGUUUACUUUGCGACUUUAUGUAACAACUUCAAGAAUAAUAAAUAUUAA